Molecule: messenger RNA, 3878 nt
Organism: Salvia miltiorrhiza (redroot sage)
Lineage: Eukaryota; Viridiplantae; Streptophyta; Magnoliopsida; Lamiales; Lamiaceae
Product: pentatricopeptide repeat-containing protein At4g04370-like
Biological process (GO): RNA modification
Molecular function (GO): RNA binding; protein binding
Source: RefSeq, a predicted model, not a curated record
AUGAAGAAGCUCAAGCUGACUUACCACUACCCUCCGAAGCCACCAACCGCCGCCGAAGCCACCACCGCAAAAUCUUUCAAUGCCACCAUCACCGGCCUAUCCGCCCAAGGCUUCCACCGCGAAGUCGUCGUGGCCUUUGCCUCCAUGCUCGAAUCCCCCAAUACUCACCCAGACGCCUUCACAUACCCUUCCGUACUCAAGGCCUGCGCAUCGCUCGGCCUCUUCUCCCUCGGCCUCCAUCUCCACCAACAGAUCACCGUCAAUGGGUUCGCGUCCGAUUCUUACAUAUCCUCCUCACUGAUCAACUUCUACGCCAAAUUCAGAAACGUUGGUGAUGCGCGGAAGGUGUUUGAUAGAAUGCCUCACAGAAAUAUCGUCCCUUGGACCAGCAUUAUUUGGUGUUACUCCCACGCUGGUGACAUUAGAGAUGCAUUUGCUUUGUAUAACAGUAUGCAAUAUGAAGGUAUCGUGCCUAGCCCGGUCACGAUUUUGAAUGUGCUCUCCGGGGCUAAGGAGAGUGGACAUGUCGAUGUUUUGCACGCCUGCAUUGUUAAACGUGGUUAUGGCUGUGAGUUAGCGCUCAUGAAUUGUUUGUUGAGUGCUUAUUUCAAGUGCGGAAGAGUUGAAGAUGCUAGGAAGUUGUUCGAGUUGUUGGAUGAGAAAGAUAUUGUUUCUUGGAAUAGUUUGAUUAAUGCUUUUUCUGUGGUAGGGAAUCUUAGGGAGGUCGUAUGUCUUUUUCUCCGAAUGAGGUUGAAUAAGUUAGAGCCGGAUCAGAAGACUUUUGGAUCGUUGGUCUCUUCUUUAGCAAGAGAGGGCAGUCUUGAAUUGGGAAGAGUUGCACAUGGUCAGAUAAUCGUUUAUGGAUUUGAAUUAGACAGGCAUGUUGGGACGUCGCUCGUGUAUUUGUAUUCCAGAUGCAGGAAUGUGGAUGAUGCAUUUCGAAUUUUUGAGCGAGCAGGAGAUAAAGAUGUAGUAUUUUGGACUGCCAUGAUUUCUGGGCUUGUACAGAAUGAUUCUGCAGACUAUGCGUUAAGAGUUUUCCGGAAAAUGUUCUUUUCAGGAGUGAGGCCAUCUUCUGCAACAAUGGCUAGUGUUAUUGCAGCUUGUGCACAGCUGGAUUCUAUCAAACAUGGGAAAUCAAUACAUUGCUACAUUUUACGGCAGCAAAUGGUUGUAGAUAUUACUUUACAGAAUUCUCUUGUUAGUUUGUAUGCGAAAUGUGGCCUUUUAGAGCAGAGUUUUACUGUUUUUAGCAGAAUGGAUGAAAGGAAUGUUGUCUCCUGGAAUGCAGUUGUCGCUGGUUACGCACAAAAUGGAUAUUUAAGUGAAGCAUUGCUUUUAUUCUAUGAGAUGAGGGCAGCUAACCAACUACCUGAUUCUAUAACCGUCGUUUCCCUUCUCCAAGCGUGUGCUUCAAUCGGGGCAUAUCAUCAGGGGAAGUUGAUUCACAGCUAUGUCCUCAGGAGCUGUCUCGGACCAUGUAUCCGGAUAGGUACAGCCUUAGUCGAUAUGUAUGCUAAAUGUGGCAAUCUAGACCGUGCUAGAAAGUGUUUUAGCAUAAUGCCAGAGCACGAUAGUGUUUCCUGGACUGCUAUUAUUGCAGGAUAUGGUAGUCAUGGGGAAGGGGAGGCUGCUUUGCAAAUGUUCUCGGAGUUUCUGCAAAGUGGGCGUGCGCCUAAUGAUGUCAUAUUUUUAUCUGUCCUAUAUGCCUGCAACCAUAAUGGGCUGGUUGAUAGUGGCAUGAGAUUGUUUGAGUCGAUGAUUCAUGACCAUAAGAUCGAACCAAAGAUUGAACACCUUGCAUGCGUUGUUGAUCUCCUCUGCCGAGCUGGCAGGGUACAGGAUGCAUAUAGCUUUUAUAGGAAGAUGUUUUCCAAACCAGUGAUUGAUGUCCUAGGCAUACUACUUGAUGCUUGCCGGAAUAAUGGUGAUGAAGAGCUUGGGCGUGCCGUUGUUGAGGAGAUUUCCGAAUUUGAGCAUGCAGAUGCUGGCAAGUAUGUGCAGUUGGCUCAAAGUUUUGCUUCAAUGGAGAGGUGGGAUGGAGUGGGAGAAGCUUGGAUUCAAAUGAAAUCGCGUGGUCUAAGGAAAACUCCCGGGUGGAGUAACAUUGAAUUGCAUGGUACAAUCACCCCAUUUUUCACGCAGCAUACUUCUCAUCCAGAAAAUGAGACAAUUAUCUUUGUAUUGAGAAAUCUAACUGAUAAUAUGAAGAGACUAGCAUUAACUUCAGAAUAUGAUGAUUUCUCUUCAUAUAUUGAGGUCAUUUGAGAAAUCGAGCUCCUGUUUAUGUAUCUGCUCUUAUCUCUAUUGGAGGUCCAGACCUGGCUCCAUGAAAAGCUCGGCAACUUACUUUCCCAUAUGGAUGAAACAGGUGAUACUACUAUUCAACUUCUUUCAGCCUGGUGGUCAAGAAAUUGUGUCCAUUUCUCGUCCUAAAUUAUUUUCAUAUUACGUGUUUUUGAUAUAACAUCAAGUUGGUUCCUGUUCAGUUAUAAUAGUGGUUGAUUUUGGUAAUACUAUAGAAAAUAUCAACGUUUGUCAAGUUAUAUACACUUUGGUUAUGUUCACUGAAGAAGUUGCAGUGGGGCUUUGAUUUCUGCUUAUUGAGAAAAGUAGAUUAUUAAGACGAUUGAGAAAAUAACUGGAAUUGCAAAGAUAGUUUUGUUGAGUAACUGCCGAUUAUUUGUUCAAUAGCUAAAAGAGAUCAUCAUGAUUACUUAAUCUGAACUUCUAUGGAUGAUAUCAACAAAGUUUCAAUUGAUUGGUUGCAAAAUCUAUGACAGGUAUGAGAAGGUAGGCCAGCAUACGGAAGAGCUAUUCUUAGAAUCGAGAGUGAAAUGACUGAGCUUUUGAGGAAAAUUGGGGAGAUAAAGCUCCAGUCCUUGGAGGAGAAAAAGAAGAUGAAUAAGGCAGUUGCUGAGCUUUUCAAUCUGUGUAGGAUAAGGCAAGCUUCCGUUGCAGUGAAUGUUUGGCAGUAAAGGGAGAUGGUUCAACGGACCAACGUGCCCGUUGAUGUUCGGAUCAACGCUCUCAAGAUGGAGCUUAGCCUUUGCAAGCAACAGAUUGCAGCGUCUGAUAAUGCCAUUGUAAGACAGUAAGCUUCCUUAUAGCAGACAAUAAGCAUUGGAUGCUCUUUUACUCUUUUCCAAUGGAAUAUAUAUAUAUAGCAUAAAUAUCAUAUGCAUAUUAGUCUUUGGCAUUGUGCUUUCAUUUCAUAGUGACAACAACCAAACUUGGUAUCUUCUAGUGCCGUGUGAAAAGGACACGACGAAGAGGGUGACCUAAUCGGUAAAGUGAGUGGUCUCAUGAUUGAAAGAUUAUUAUCUAAUCGAAUCCAACCACCAUUUACUUCGUCUCGAGGGGGGCUUAAGCCCCCCCCCACCGAACAGAAUCAUCAAAUUAUCGAUAUUUUGUGUGAAUCAUUGUGACAGAUGAACCUAAAAAACAUAGACAUAUAUAAUUAAUUCAGUCUACAUUUCAUACAUGACAUAAAACAGUGCUGAGAUCUUCAACAUCAGACACAUGAAACCCCUACUUAACCACUACAAGAACAAGGCAGGCAGAUUCUACUGUUUACACGACCGAUCCUCGACAAAAUCUAGCAAGCCAUGGCCACAGAUUUCCUUUUGGAAUUGUCCAAGAUCGACGAUCCAUCAACAAACUGCACUGCCUCACAAAUGUUGAUCAAAUUCUCACUCCCAAAGGCGGGCUUCACCUGACAUAUCUGAGCCUGCUGAGACUGAUACUGAUACACGCAUUCGAGUCGAAGGCUGUCUGAAGCAGCUCUAGCAUUGGUCUUCUUCUUCUACUUUCUCUUCAUCCACAAAUGGAAAGAACUUCAUGUUUAAUGCUGCAAGGAUUUUUGUGUUUUUUUGUUU